ACGACAGUGUCAACGGCUGGACUCAUUAGGCAAUUUUCCCCUUCAUUUUUACUCGAACAUGGAUUCCACAAACCCCAAGGAAACGGAAAAGCACUGUGUUCUGUGCUGCCAAGAUAUCGACAUCUUCGCCUUCGGAAAAUGUGACCACCCGGUGUGUUAUCGCUGCUCCACCAAAAUGAGAGUGCUAUGCGAGCAGAAGUACUGCGCCGUCUGCCGCGAGGAGCUGGACAAGGUGGUGUUUGUGAAGUCUGCGGAGGCAUUUUCUUCUCUGCCACAUCAGCAGUUCCCCUGUGACAAAAAGAAUGACAUCUAUUUUGGCGAUGAGAAGAUCCAUGCUCAGUACAGGCACCUGCUGUUGUCACAAUGUCCCUGCUGUGCUGAACCUAAGAUCUUCUCCAAGUUUGUGGAGCUGGAGCAGCACAUGAGGAAGCAACAUGAGCUCUUCUGUUGCAAGCUCUGCACAAAGCAUCUGAAGAUCUUUUCCCAUGAGCGGAAGUGGUACAACCGUAAAGAACUCGCACGCCAUCGAGCUCACGGCGACCCAGAUGACACCAGUCACAGGGGACACCCGCUGUGUAAAUUCUGCGACGACCGCUACCUCGACAACGACGAGCUGCUCAAACACUUGAGAAAGGACCACUACUUCUGCCACUUCUGCGAUGCUGACGGCUCUCAAGAAUAUUAUAGUGAUUACCAGUACUUGAGCGAGCACUUCAGAGAAUGUCACUAUCUUUGUGAGGAGGGCCUCUGCGCCACAGAGCAGUUCACCCAUGCAUUCCGCACCGAAAUCGACUACAAGGCACACAAGGCGUCGGCGCACAGCAAGAGUCGUGCAGAGGCCCGCCAAAACCGCCACAUCGACCUGCAGUUCAACUUGGCUCCAAGACAACAGAGGAGAAAUGAAGGCAUGGUCACCGGGGAAGAUUAUGAGGAGGCUCGUCACCACCGAGCAGGAAGAGGAAGACCUCAGGUGGGACAGAAGAGCUGGCGGUACUCUCGUGAGGAAGAGGACAGAGAGGUGGCAGCCGCUAUGCGGGCGUCGAUGGCAAUUCAUAGACAAGACGAUCGACUGGCCGCGCUGGAGAGGAGCGCUCCCAAAUAUUAUCGUGAGGAGAGGACCGACAGACCCCAAUCGGAAGAGCCAAAUCCCAGGACAGGGCCAAUCAAACCAACAAGCAAACCUCCAGUAAGGACAAUGAGGAGUUUAAAUCCAAUGGAGGAGGAGGAUGACUUUCCGGUAUUGGGAGCUGCUGCACCACCUGCAAUUGUGAAGUCCUCUUCACCGGUGGUUCCCUCAGCUCCCAGGACCCUUAAGGAAGACGACUUCCCCAGCCUGUCAGUAAUUAAUGUCGCAGCCCCCAUGACGCCGUCUUAUCCCGCCCAACCAAAGAAGUCUUCUUUUCAAGAGGAGGAUUUCCCCGCUCUUGUGUCCAAAAUUCGGCCCCCCAAAUCCGCAACGGGCAAGAACUCUGCGUGGUCCACUCACGCUGUUCCGGCUCAGCCCAAAGCUCACCCCGCUCCUUCUUCCAGGCCUCCCCCUCAACUCUCCUCAGCAUCCCCCGGCCCCCAACUCUUGACCUCCUCAAGCUCCUCCUCAUUGUCAAGGAGAAAAAAGAAAGUCGGGGAGAAUUUAAAAGUCGCUCCCGUAUGCUCGCCUCCUUCCUCCGACGACGAGAGUGGCGGAAUGACGCAGCAGCAGUUCCGCUCGGUGCCCACCAUGCUUGACAUAUCAUCUCUGCUUACAGUUAAAGGAAGUGGCGACAAAGCUUUCACUGCGAACAGCAGCGCACCCACCUCAGCGCCUGGCGCUGACCUCCCUACCGCUAAAGCCAGCAAAAAGAAAAAACAAAAGAACACGGCUUCUCCUUCUCACUCAGAAUCAGGGACGCCGGGGCCCUCAAAGACGCUUUCGGUGGAAACGACGGCUCAAAAGGAGAAUGUUCCUGAAAAAAACAGGUCCAAGCCCUCCAGUGCUACGGCGGCGACGGCACCGAGCCGAUUGGUGAAUGGCUUCAAAGAGAAACCAGCCAUUAGUAAGGAGACGGUCACGGCUUCGCCACAAACCAACUCUGAUGCAUUUGUCCAACAAGAGGAAGACUUCCCCGCCCUCAAGUCGAAGAAGCCACCUCCAGGCUUCAAGACCUCCUUCCCAACAAAGUCAUCCGCUCCUGCCCCAUCCUCGUCAAUGCCCCCGCCGCCGCCCGGCCUGGGACUUUUGGCCACCAAGCCCCCUCCGGGCUUCACUGGGAUCCCCCUCAACAGUAAUGUGGUGGAGAGCCCUCCUUUGGCAGUUAACCUCCUGCCGAAAACAUCGAAUUGUGAUUACCUGGUUCCCGAGGACUUCCAUCAAAGAAACCUGGAGCUGAUCCAGUCCAUUAGAAAGUACCUCCAUGAUGACGAGUCCAAGUUCAAUCGGUUCAAGAACUAUUCGGCACAAUUCAGACAGGGUGUCCUAUCUGCAGCCCAGUAUCACCGCAGCUGCAAGGACUUGCUGGGUGAAGACUUCAACCGCAUCUUCAACGAGCUGCUGGUCCUGCUGCCAGACACCGUCAAGCAGCAGGAGCUCCUGACGGCGCACGGAGACUGCAAGGCUCUGGAGAAACAGUCGGGAACGGGAGGAGGCGGUGGAGGAAGGAAAAGCAAGAACAAGAAAAACGCAUGGCAGACGCAUAGCACGCAGGCUAACGGUAACGCCAACGCCGUCGAGCUGGACUGCCAGGUGUGCCCCACGUGCAGACAGGUGCUAGCCCCGAAGGAUUUCAACUCCCACAAGACGCUGCACAUGCGGGACGACGACGAGUUCCCUUCCUUGCAGUCCAUUAGCCGAAUUAUCAGCUAGCCCCGCGGUGCCAUUAAGUACUCUGUUGAUGACUCUCAUCGACAGCUGCCAGCAUGGAAGACGGCCGCGGUGGCUCACUGCUCGAAAGGGGGACAACGUGGUUCCUGAUGAACACGACGUUCAAACAUGUAACAGUUCAAAUGUCGUCUGAAGUCGCGUUCCAACUGAAAUAUGUGCAAUAUGAUUUCAAGACGACGGAAGACGCAACCUGAUGAGCUUACUUGAAGAAGCCCUUUGCUCCUGAAAAGACCCCCCCAGGCUCAAGAAUGACACGUUUCUUUUGGUUAACAUGACAGUUGAUCCUAUUUCAGUAUCAAGUCAGGAUGCCUGGUUCAAAAAUAAAAGCAGUUCCAAACUAAAUUAUCUAGCUCAUUGUGUUAAUGUAGCUGUUGAGCUCCAUUGAGUUGUGACUGUAUGCAAAAAUAGAACAAAUGUCUUUUUUUUUUCAUUUACAUCGGUUCAAACUAAUGGAGGAGUUUGCAAUUUUGAAAAAAAAAAUUAUAUAUAUAUAUAUAUAUAUUUUUUUAAGAGGUGACAGUACUACAUGAUAAA
Molecule: messenger RNA, 3391 nt
Organism: Hippocampus comes (tiger tail seahorse)
Lineage: Eukaryota; Metazoa; Chordata; Actinopteri; Syngnathiformes; Syngnathidae
Gene: znf598
Product: zinc finger protein 598
Exons: 12
Coding region: 59-2839 (926 amino acids)
Biological process (GO): rescue of stalled cytosolic ribosome; protein ubiquitination
Molecular function (GO): ubiquitin protein ligase activity; ribosome binding
Source: RefSeq, a predicted model, not a curated record